GUGUGAUGGGCGGCGGUGAUCAGUGGACGGGAAGGGCAACAUGAUGGGCGUUUGUUCAUAUGAUGCUUCUUAUAGACCAGGCAUAGACCCGCGGUCUCCUUGUCAUGGGGAUCCCCCUCGACCUCUUGAACCAUUAUAUCUCCAAUUACUACCAACUUGAUCCCCCCCCUUCCCUCCCCCUCGCUCUUCCCUUGGCAGCUGGGGCGACAUCGAGGCAGUUCUCCAUGCCGUGUCCGCCAGCAUCAACAACACCACCAUGGACGGCGUGCCCUGGGAAGACCUCCCCCACGACGACUACGGCCCCGGGCUCCUGGCCACGGUAUGGACGCUCGCGGCCGUCGCCGGCGCCUUCAUCGGCCUGCGCAUCUACUGCAAGUUCUCGCGCGGACGAGGGCUCUGGCUGGAUGACCACGUUUUGUUUGCAUCAUGGUGCGCCAUGUUGGCCCUGUGCGCCUUCAUCACCGUCGACGUGUCGUACGAUUUUGGCAAGCAUAACUGGGACAUCACGCCGGGCAACUGGUCCUGGCUGCUGCUCUACGCCAACCUGGCCGGGUCCCUCUCCAUCAUCGCGGCAGCGUGGAGCAAGACGUCGUUCGCGCUGACGCUGCUGCGCAUCGCCCAGGAGUCGCCGGAGCGCUGGAUGAAGCGGCUCGUCUGGUUCAUCAUCGUCUCCAUCAACGUCGCCCUCGGGCUCAGCGUGCUCUUCACCUGGAUCCAGUGCUGGCCCGUCGAGAAGACGUGGCGGACGGCCUCGACGCCCGGCACGUGCUGGCCUAAGAGCGUCGUGAUGGGCUACAACGUCUUCACGGCGGCGUACUCGGGCGCCAUGGACAUCGUCCUGGCCGUCCUGCCGUGGAGGAUCAUCUGGGGUCUCACGAUGACCAAGAGAGAGAAGCUCGGUGUCUUGAUCGCCAUGAGCAUGGGAGUGUUCGCCGGCGCCGUGUCAUUCAUCAAGAUACGGACAAUCGCCGCCAUCGGAGCGUUCGACAUCAUCGACACCGUCGAGCUGGUGAUCUGGGGCGCGGCGGAGAGCGCCGUCACCAUUAUCGCGGCAACGAUACCGAUCCUGCGGGCCCUGUUCCGCGACAAUCGGCCAGCACCGGCUCGUUUCGCGACGGACGAAGAGUCGAUGAUACGGCGGCUCGGCGUGGCGACGGUGGCAGCGCCGAUGGCGAGGGGGUCGAGAUCGGACCUCGAGCUGGUGGAGUGGAAACACACGACGCCGCUGGACCACAAGGGGGAACGGAGCUUGGAAUCCAGGUACAGAAUAUGGAGGAUGAGAGGGACCGUGAAGGAGCCGAGACGAAAGGGGCGUACAACACCACCCGACGUGUUCAAAGGGGGACUUGGUGACACGGAGUACAGCGGGUCGUUGGAGCUGUCUCGAAGGUUACGUUAGGAUAGCUAGUACCAAAUAUCGAAAAAAGUCGCCAUC
This is a messenger RNA of Colletotrichum destructivum, 1435 nucleotides long. RefSeq lists its product as uncharacterized. NCBI's taxonomy places the organism in Eukaryota, Fungi, Ascomycota, Sordariomycetes, Glomerellales, Glomerellaceae. The record is from RefSeq and is a predicted model, not a curated record. The transcript is spliced from 3 exons. The coding region runs from base 257 to 1399 and encodes 380 amino acids.